CACCUGUAGGGCUGCUUUAAUUGACCUGCCCCACAGUCUCCAAAUCACUCCUGGAAGACAGCGGUGGGAGGCGCACGGCCAGCUCCUCGAGGCGAGGAGAGAUGCUGGACGCUGGGGACCAAAGCCUGCCCUGCGCUUAGGCCUCCUCCAGCCAAUGCUGCCAGGGAUCACUGACCUGCUGGCCGCCAGGGCCCGAUCCCGGGAGGCCCUCCUCCUGACUUGCCGACGUCACUCAGCUCCAGGCUGCAGAGAAUUCGGGAAGGUCGCAGAGCCAACAUGGAUCCCAACAGCGAUCAACCCCUGAACAGACUUGGGUCACAAGUUAAUAAAGAUCACAAACGAUAUAAUCUUCAGCAGAUGUCACCCCCCUGCGCAAAUCCCGCACCUCCCUGGAGACCUUCAGAAAGGUGGGGAUCCCCAUCAUCGCAGCGUUGGUGAGCCUGCUGACCAUCAUAGCCAUGGCUGUCCUCAUCAAGGUGCUUCUGGACAAUUACUUCCUCUGUGGGCAGCCCCUCCACUUCAUCCCGAGGGAGCAGGUGUGUGACGGCCAGCAGGACUGUGCCUCAGGGGAGGAUGAGCAGCACUGUGUCAAGGAAUUCCCCGAUGGGCCUCCAGUGACAGUCCGCCUCUCCAGGGACCGAUCCACCCUGCAGGUGCUGAACCUGGCCACAAAGAACUGGGCCUCCGCCUGUUUCGACAACUUCACAGAAGCUCUGGCCAAGACAGCCUGUGGGCAGAUGGGCUAUGACAGCAGCAAACCCAUCUUCAGAGCCGUGGAGAUUGGCCCAGCCCAAGACCUGGAUGUUGUCAAAAUCACAGAGAACAUGCAAGAGCUUCAGGUGCGAAACUCAAGCGGCCCCUGUCUCUCAGGCUCCCUGGUUUCCCUGCAGUGCAUUGCCUGCGGAAAGAGCCUGAAGGUCCCUCGGGUGGUGGGUGGGCAGACGGCCUCUGUGGAUUCUUGGCCUUGGCAGGUCAGCAUCCAGUAUGACAAACAGCACAUCUGUGGAGGGAGCAUCCUGGACCCGCACUGGAUCCUCACGGCAGCCCACUGCUUCCGGAAGCAUCUCGAUGUGUCCAGCUGGAAGGUGAUGGCAGGCUCAGACAAACUGGGCAACUUCCCAUCCCUGCCUGUGGCCAAGAUCUUCAUCAUCGAGCCAAACAUCACGUCCCGCAAAGAGCGGGACAUGGCCCUCGUGAAGCUGCAGCUCCCACUCACGUUCUCCGACACAGUCAGGCCCAUCUGCCUGCCCUUCUCUGAUGAGGAGCUCCCUCCAGCCACCCCACUCUGGAUCAUCGGAUGGGGCUAUACAGCAGAGAACGGAGGGAAGAUAUCUGACAUACUGCUGCAGGCAUCUGUCCAGCUCAUUGACAGCACUCGGUGCAAUGCAGAGGAUGCGUACCAGGGGGAGGUCACCAAGAAGAUGCUGUGUGCAGGCAUCCUGGAGGGCGGUGUGGACACCUGCCAGGGUGACAGCGGUGGGCCUCUGAUGUAUCGCUCUGACCAGUGGCAAGUAGUGGGCAUCGUGAGCUGGGGCUAUGGCUGUGGGGAGCCGAGCACCCCGGGAGUGUACACCAAGACCACAGCCUAUCUCAACUGGAUCUACAAUGUCCGCAAGUCUGAUCCAUGAUGCUGCUGCCCCCCUGCAGUGCUGGAAACUGCUUCCCCCCGCCCCACCUUGUCCACCUGGGCAUCCCCCAGAAAUCAGGCACAGAGCAAGAGCCCCCUUGGACACAUAUCUCUGCCCACACCCUCAGCAUAUCUUGGUACAGCAAAGGACCUCCAUUCCUGUUAAGAGACCCCACAGCCCACAGGCACCCAGGAAGUCAGCAGCCCCAGCUCAGCUGCCUCUGAUGCUCCCAGCAUCCCAAGGUGGGAGAGGCACAGCCCACUGAACAAGCCAGCUUCCAGGCUGAGGUCCCAGAAGGCAUUGCUAAGCCAGGAAAGAACUUUCUACUCUACUGAAUGGAAACCGCUGCUCUUCUGAGAGCCCAGAUCAAUAAUAGAAAUCCUCAAAGGCCAAAAACAUCAAAAUAAAAUAAAACAAAACCAUCAGAAUUGUGAGCUGAAACUAAGGUGGAUAUCUGGGAGCAAUGGCUAACCAAUAUCUUUGGUUGCCCUGGGACACAGACCUACAUUAAGGCUGAGAUCAGAACUAAACCCAGACUCACUGCAGGUAGGGAAGCUGCACCUGGGAUUCCCACAUGGAACAGAGACCAUUGAAUGGGGUAAAUGUGAUCCCAGGUGGCAGAUCUAAUGAAGGAUGAAAACAUCCCACAGUUAGAGCCUCAGGAUUCCCAGACAGAGAUCCUCCAAACAUGAGCUCACAAAGAUUGGCCAACAUUUUAAAAAAUAAAAACCACCAUGGUUUUCCGUUUUCAAAAACAGAAAAUAGAACCUCAAGGACUUUAGGUGUUAGAAUUAUCUAUAAUAAGAACUAAUAGAGUAUUUCUAUGUACUGUACACGAUUCUAAGUGCCUCAUCAUGUAUGGAUUCACUUAAUACUCACACAAACCUAUGAGAUAGGUACUGUUCUUAUCCCCAUUUUAAGGAUAAGAAAACUAAGCAAAAUGAGAUUUAGGACCUUGCCUGAGGUUACAUACUGGUAAGUUGAACAUGAGCAUUCUGACUCCAGAGUUCAUGCUAUAAACUACCACACAUUCACAUUGUUGUACAUCCGUCACCACCAUUCAUCUCCAGAAUAGUUUUCACCUAGCCAAACUGACACUCUGUACCUAUUAAAUAAUAACCCUAUUUCUCCCAUACCCCA
Lagenorhynchus albirostris (white-beaked dolphin) is the source of this 2768-nucleotide messenger RNA. It is a transcript of the gene TMPRSS4, whose product is annotated as transmembrane serine protease 4. Bases 459 to 1628 code for a protein of 389 amino acids. Gene Ontology annotation, cellular component: membrane. The transcript is spliced from 14 exons. Gene Ontology annotation, biological process: proteolysis. Lineage: Eukaryota; Metazoa; Chordata; Mammalia; Artiodactyla; Delphinidae. Gene Ontology annotation, molecular function: protein binding; serine-type endopeptidase activity. The record is from RefSeq and is a predicted model, not a curated record.